Messenger RNA from Didymodactylos carnosus, 573 nucleotides. The record is from the annotation of a GenBank genome assembly. NCBI's taxonomy places the organism in Eukaryota, Metazoa, Rotifera, Eurotatoria, Philodinida, Philodinidae.
AUGGCAAAGACAGCUGCAGAACGAAUGAGAAAGUAUCGACAGAAUUUAAAACAAAAAGGACUAGCUUCUGCUAAGAAAAAUGAAGAUCGAAUUCGCAAACAGAUAGCUCGCUCAAAUCUGACGGGAAAAGAGAAAUUGAACUAUCAACGACAGAACAAAAAACAUCAAGCAAAUUAUCGUAAUCGAAAAACAAAAAAUAUAGCCAGCAUUCCGCCAGUCUACAAGUCGAAACAAACAUUUUCGAAAGCGCUGAAGAAAGUAAUAACAGCAUUGCCAAAAGAUAUCUCAAAACAACGUGAAAUAAUCAAACGUGUUAGUGAAACACUUGAACUAACACCGAAAACCACACAUAAGCGAACAACACCGACAUUGACGGUUAAGACGAAGCAAGAUGUAAUCCAACUAUAUCAACGUGACAAUGUCUCUUGGCAAGCACCAGGAAAACGGGAUACAAUUGUUGUCCGACAGAACGGUACGAAGAUAACAAUUCAGAAACGCCAUCUUCUGUACGAUAAAACAUCACGGACAGAAAAAAAGAGUAAGUCCGUUACAUUUGGAAUGGCCGUCCAGUGA